Penicillium digitatum Pd1 is the source of this 639-nucleotide messenger RNA. RefSeq names its product putative lactoylglutathione lyase (Glo1). The record is from RefSeq and is a predicted model, not a curated record. Lineage: Eukaryota; Fungi; Ascomycota; Eurotiomycetes; Eurotiales; Aspergillaceae.
AUGUCCCUUGACAGCAAAUUCCACCUCCCCCAAGAAGCAGGCCUCUUCAACGCAGCCCCAAGCCUAAACCCACCCCCAACACCAGCAACAAAAGAAUACAGACUAAACCACCUAGCCUUACGCAUCCAAGACCCAGCCCGCUCACUGCACUUCUACAUCAACCUCCUAGGCAUGCGAAUAAUCUUCACCAUGAACGCCGGCCCCUUUACGAUCUACUACCUCGGACACCCGCCAGCAGAUGCAAAGACCGAAGAAGAUGUUGCCGCGUGGGCGAAGAGCACAAGCGAAAUGCCCGUUAUGACGAGGACGAGCGGACUGCUGGAGUUGUAUCAUGUGCAUGGCACGGAGAACAGUGGUGCAGAUGGUGUUGUUUGUACGGGGAAUGUAGCCCCGCAUCUUGGGUUUGCGCAUCUGGGGUUCACGGUUCCGGAUGUGGAGGCUGCUGUGCAGAGGCUGCGGGAGGGAGGGGUUAGGAUUCUGAAGGAUGUGGGGGUUUGUUCGAGGGAGACGGUGCCGCUUUCGGGGUGGGAGGAGGAGAGAGGGAUUGGUUGUGGGGAGAUUCAUGGGCAUUAUGCUUGGUUUUUUGAGAAAUUUGCAAUGGUUUCUGAUCCGGUGGGUUUCGAUACCGGCCCUAGGUAG